UAUUGGAAUUGGUUUGUUGCUAUUGGCAUUUUGCGCUCGAAAUUUUUUUACCAAUUCGCGACUUAUGUAUUUCCAUUUAAUAUCUAAAUUAGUACAUAUAAAGAAGAAUAAAUAAUAAGCUCUAUUAAUUAUAUUAACUGAAUUUAAUAGCAGUGCUCGCGUUAGUCGAGAGAGGUGAAAAUUUGAAGCUUUUCUAGAAGGAAAAACUGACACCAUAUUUUGGAGGGAAGUUUAUUGUUGCCGGCAUGUCGCAUAUUCACGACUAUGAAGAACUCGUGUUGGACGCACUUGAAGUGGUGGAAUUUAAAUUGAUACGUCGCAAGCAAGAUCUGGAAGAUGAUAGUCUUGUAUUUCACCCGUUGAUGGCACAUCAAAUAUUUGGCGAAUCGGAGAGCAUAUUUGGCUAUAAAGAUUUGCGAGUACGAAUCUUAUAUACUGCCGGACCACUACACAUUUAUGUUGGUACAGAAUAUAGCAGCCGAGUAAAUGAGAUAUCAGGAGGAGAUAUAAAAGCUGAUAAUGUUGUGCUCACUAUUGCUGAAAAGUUACCCGAAGGCUGCUUCUUUAUCAAUAUGGAUGAGUUUUUAAAGACCCUCGACAAAGCCGACAAAUUUCAACCUUUUGGCGAAAAAUUAUCCGAACACCAAGUAACUGACGCACAGGGAAAGGAGCGAUUGUUCGAAAUAUAUCACUGUGAUUAUAAAGUGCCGGCAUUUCUAAAAUUUUUCAGUCGCCUUCAAACAUUUAUACUUUGGUUUGUCGAUGCUGCAUCGUAUAUUGACAUUGAUGAUACACAGUGGAGCUUUUUUGUAUGCUACGAAAAAUACAAAAAUGAGAAUGGAGAUUAUCAGUAUGCAACGACUGGUUACACAACUGUUUAUGAGUAUUAUGCAUAUCCACAACACAUACGACCACGUAUCAGUCAAGUGUUAGUCCUGCCACCAUUUCAAAAGCUCGGGAUUGGCACAAGCUUCGUAGAGACCAUAUAUAAGCACUAUCAAUCUCAGAAAAACGUGGUGGAUAUGACUGUGGAAGAUCCAUCUGACGACUUUCAGCGUUUACGCAAUUUUGUGGACGCACGGUUAUGUAAGGGUUUGAAAAGUUUCGGAAGAGAUCUCAUUAAAAAAGGCUUCAGCAAGGAAAUGAUUAGAGAAGCACGGGAAACGUACAAAUUGAAUCCUCGUCAGUGUCGUCGCGUGUAUGAAAUACUCCGCCUCUAUUAUACAAAUUUAAAGGACGAAGAAGAUUAUCGGGCAUAUCGUUUGGAUGUUAAGCGACGUUUAAACGCAGUUCAUUAUAAGCAGAUAAACGACAUUAAGAAAAUGGAGAAAGCCAAUGUGGAUACAGAAUGGUUGAGAGCGCGUCUGCCCACACCAAUGCAACGCAUUGAACAGUUAAAUGAGGAGUACCAGCAAGUGGAAAGCGCCUAUAAACAGAUUCUUGAGAAGUUACGCGAUUAAGCAUGCGAUUUACGGUACAGUUAUUUGUGUUUUAUUAUCAAUGUCGAUGUUAACUAGUAAUCAGUGCAUUUGAGCAUUUGUUUUAAUUGAUUAUACAAUAAAAUUAAAUUAUUAAAAUUAAAA
Messenger RNA from Bactrocera neohumeralis, 1583 nucleotides. RefSeq names its product histone acetyltransferase type B catalytic subunit (gene Hat1). NCBI's taxonomy places the organism in Eukaryota, Metazoa, Arthropoda, Insecta, Diptera, Tephritidae. The transcript is spliced from 4 exons. The coding region runs from base 246 to 1460 and encodes 404 amino acids. Gene Ontology annotation, biological process: subtelomeric heterochromatin formation. Gene Ontology annotation, molecular function: histone H4 acetyltransferase activity; histone binding. Gene Ontology annotation, cellular component: nucleus. The record is from RefSeq and is a predicted model, not a curated record.